GGAAAAACCGGGGCAGAGCGGCUGGGAUUUAACACUUGAGCACCUGCCGCUUCCCGGGGAGCAGCUUCGGGAGCUUUUUAUUUUUGUUUUUUCUCUCCUGCCUCGGGCACCCCAAAAACCGCCACCGUGUCUCGCCAGAGAGCCAAGAUGUCCAAGGUCGCCAAGUACAGGCGCCAGGUCAGCGAGGACCCGGACAUCGACAACCUGCUGUCCACACUGUCCCCGGAGGAGGUGGAGGAGCUGGAGAAGGAGCUGGAUGUGGUGGAUGCAGAGGGGAGCGGCCACGGAGAGAAGGAGCGGGCGGAAAACUCCUCGCCCGGCCCCCAAAACUGCGAGGCCGAGCUGAACCACCACGGCAGGGAGCACAGGAGGGUCCUGCGCAGGGAGCAAGCCGUGGAUGAAACCAGGCUGAGCGAGAGCAAAGGAGACAAAACCGGAGAGGAAACGGGAAAGGAAACUCCCCCCAAAGACCCGGCCCGGAAACGAGACACCAAAGACCCCAAAAAGGAGGAAAAUGUUCCAAAAACAGAGCCCAAAGGCAAAGCUGAGGCUGAGCCCAAGAGCAAAGAGAGCAAAGCCAUGAAUGAUAAAGUGAAGGCCAUGGAGAAAAAGCUGAUGGGGAAGGACAAGAAGGAGGAAGAGAAGAGCUCAGCGCUGAGGAAGGAGGCAGGGAAGGGGAAAAGGGAGGAGGAGAAGGGCUCAGAUGUGAAGAAUAAGGACACAGGGAAGGAGAAAAAGGAGGAGGAGAAGGGCUCAGCAGCAAAGGAGACAGGGAAGGACAAGAAGGAGGAAGAAAAGGUUUCAGCAUCCAAGAAGGACACGGGGAAGGACAAAAAGGAGGAGGAGAAGAGCUCAGAACCAAAGGGACAGGCGGAGAAAGACACGGGAGGGGAAGGUGAGAAAGACAAAGACAAAAAAGGAGAGAAGGGUUCAGCUGGGAAAACACCCCGGGGGGAGGAGAAGGAGAAGGAGAAGGAGAAGGAGAAGGAGAAGGAGAAGGAGAAGGAGAAGGAGAAGGAGAAGGAGAAGGAGAAGGAGAAGGAGAAGGAGAAGGAGAAGGAGAAGGAGAAGGAGAAGGAGAAGGAGAAGGAGAAGGAGAAGGCAGGACCCCCCAAGGCUGCAGAGCCGCCCAAGGACGACGAGGCCUCGAGCAUCUUCGACGAGCUGAUCGAGAGGGUGAAGAACAACGACGCCGAGGUGACCGAGGUGAACGUCAACAACUCAGACUGCAUCAACAACGAGACCCUGGUGCGCUUCACCGAGGCCCUGGAGUUCAACACCGUGGUCAAGGUGUUCGCCCUGGCCAACACCCGCGCCGACGACCACGUGGCCUUCGCCAUCUCCAUCCUGCUCAAGUCCAACAAGGCGCUGACCAGCAUCAACCUGGACUCCAACCACAUCACGGGCAAGGGCAUCCUGGCCAUCUUCCGGGCGCUGCUGCAGAACGACACGCUGACCGAGCUGCGCUUCCACAACCAGCGCCACAUCUGCGGCGGCAAGACCGAGAUGGAGAUCGCCAAGCUGCUCAAGGAGAACACCACCCUGCUCAAGCUGGGCUACCACUUCGAGCUGGCCGGGCCACGCAUGACGGUCACCAACCUGCUGAGCCGCAACAUGGACCGGCAGCGCCAGCGGCGCCUGCAGCAGCAGAAGCUGGCGCAGGAGGGAGGCGACAAGAAGGACCCUCCGCAGGCGCCCAAGGCGGGGGUGCCGCCCAAGGGGGCUCCCCCCAAGGCGUCCCCGAACCGGCCGCCGUCCAAGGCGCCCCCCAAAAGCUCCCCCGAGAAAGGGGGGGCCCCCGCGGCGCCGCCCCCGCCACCCCCGCCGCUGGCACCGCCCCUGGCCAUCAACGAGAGCCUGAGGAACUCGCUGUCCCCCGCCUCCCAGAGGAAGCUGCCAGUGCAGGAGAAGAACUCACGGGACCAGCUGCUGGCGGCCAUCCGCUCCAGCAGCCUCAAACAGCUCAAGAAGGUGGAGCUGCCGAAGCUGCUGCAAUAGGGACUGGGGGGGGUGUCCCCCCACGGCCCCCCGUGGAUCCUCCCCCUC
Messenger RNA from Empidonax traillii (willow flycatcher), 2046 nucleotides. RefSeq names its product leiomodin 1 (gene LMOD1). Gene Ontology annotation, molecular function: actin binding; tropomyosin binding. Gene Ontology annotation, cellular component: myofibril; striated muscle thin filament. NCBI's taxonomy places the organism in Eukaryota, Metazoa, Chordata, Aves, Passeriformes, Tyrannidae. The transcript has 3 exons. Gene Ontology annotation, biological process: pointed-end actin filament capping; myofibril assembly; muscle contraction. Bases 148 to 1998 code for a protein of 616 amino acids. The record is from RefSeq and is a predicted model, not a curated record.